GCCCGUUUCCACAGAUCGAGUUAACUAAAGUUUAACUGAUUUACACCUGAUUUAAACCUGCUGUCAACUAAUUAAACUUCAACUAAUCAGAGUUCGCCAGAGUUAUGGAACCGGGCAUAAAGGUCGUAAAAAUGCUUUUCUAGGAUAAAAUUGAACACUAUUUUGUUGACUAGAAUAGUAAUGUAGGAAUUAAAUAACAAACAUGUAAUUUUCAUAACCGCUGUAAAAGUAUACUUUAAAUAAGUCUGUUGACAUGUUGAAGAAAAGGAGGAAAUGUUUGAAACAUAUAUAGCUAUGUCCUCAAUUGCAUUGAGUAAAUUAAAGAAAAGAAAGAUUAUUGAAGUAUCGGAGAAACGAAAGAAAAAAAUUGAAAGGUUUGAUGGGCUUACCGAAGAAGAAGUACAAAAAUAUACACUCCCCGAUAUCCUGAAAAAAGAUCUAGACAUGGUUUUCGUUGGAAUUAAUCCGAGUCUUACAGCUGCAUACCGAGGGCGAUAUUAUGCUGGUCCAGGCAAUCAUUUUUAUAAAUUACUAUAUGAAUCGGGAUUAACAUCAAAAUGUUUAAGUUUUGAUGAAGAUUACAAACUUUUGCAAUAUCAAAUUGGUCUAACGAACAUUGUCACAAGAGCCACCCGAUCGUCGGCAGAUCUUAAGCGCACUGAAAUUAAAGCUGGUGCUAUAGUCGUAGAAGAGAAGCUCAAAUUUUUCAAACCAAAGAUAGCAAUAUUUAAUGGAAAGGGGAUUUAUGAGGUUUUUGCUGACAAGAAUAGUAAGUCGGAAUUUAAUUUUGGACUACAGCCUGAAUGUAUCGGACACACUGCUGUUUGGGUUGUUCCUUCCAGUAGUGCUCGAUGUGCCAAUUUUCCAAGAAUGAGUGAUAAGCUACACUUUUAUACAGCUCUCAAGAAAUAUUUACAGUAUUUAAAGGGUGAAGUGAAGGAUAUUGAUGUCAAGGAAUUUUAUUUUGAUGGCAAAUGUAAACAACCAAUUCCUGGUACAUCAAGAAUGUGGAGACGUAAAAAUAUGUCAACUUUUUUGCAUGGAGGUAGAGUAGCAAAUAAAAAGACUGUUUCUUUGGACACUUCAGAAGAAAGUAUUGCUGUUAUUAAAAAUAAUGAAUUUGUUGUUAAAGUGUGUUCCAUAAUGGAUUCAAAUAAAGAUGGAAAGGUUGUAGAAGAUGCAUGUAAAGAUAUGGAACUUGUAGAUAACAGAAUGAAUAUUUGUCAAAAUGGACCUGAUAACUUUGAAGUGCAAAAUGGUAUUGAGAAAAAAAAAGAUAUUAUAAAAAAGCAGAGAAAUCACUUAACCAAAGCAAAAGACAGAAAACUAUUACCAGUUGUUUUGAAGAAUUCAUCUUCUGCAGUUCAAAGACAAGACUCUUUAGAUUUUGUAAAUUUAAUAAAAUGUCGCCUCUUAGAAAAAAAGGAAAGACAAGAAAAUCAUGUAAAAGGUAAGAAUGAUGAUGAUGACUCUUCCGAAGAAUCAAGCAGUGGGCACAAAUCAAAGUUCUUCGAUUUGAUAUCUAAUUCAUAGGAAAACAUAAUGAAAGAAGAUAGUUAUGAGAGUUAGAUGAUAAGAUAUGUAAUAAUAUAUAAUGAUACAUGGACUACUUCAUUGCAUGUUUAUUUUAUUUUAUAUUAAAUUCAUACAUUCUAUUUGAAAUAAAUCUUACAGAAAUACUA
Molecule: messenger RNA, 1682 nt
Organism: Orussus abietinus
Lineage: Eukaryota; Metazoa; Arthropoda; Insecta; Hymenoptera; Orussidae
Product: G/T mismatch-specific thymine DNA glycosylase
Exons: 2
Coding region: 274-1533 (419 amino acids)
Biological process (GO): base-excision repair, AP site formation
Cellular component (GO): nucleus
Molecular function (GO): mismatch base pair DNA N-glycosylase activity
Source: RefSeq, a predicted model, not a curated record